GGAACACGAGAACAAGACCAAAAUGGAUGGGAUGGAGAUGGAGAAUGGAAAAAAAGAGAAUGGGUCGAGAAAAAGAGUUGAGAUAAUGAUGAGAGUGCUGGCUUUGGUCCUAACAAUGGUAGCUGCGACAGUACUUGGUGUCGCAAAACAAACAGAGGUUGUACCGAUAAAGCUUAUUCCUACUUUGCCUCCUCUUAAUGUCGCUACAACCGCCAAAGCCUCUUACUUGUCUGCUUUUGUGUACAACAUUUGUGCAAACGCGAUAGCUUGCGGUUACACAGCGAUCUCGAUAGUGAUUGUAAUAAUCAGCAAAAGCAGAAGAAGCAAAUGUUUGUUAGUGGCAGUAUUGAUAGGAGAUCUUAUGAUGGUGGCGUUACUAUGUUCCAGCACCGGAGCCGCCGGAGCAAUCGGACUAAUGGGUAGGCAUGGGAACAAACAUGUUAUGUGGAAGAAAGUUUGUGGAGUGUUUGGCAAAUUCUGUAACCAAGCUGCUGUUUCUGUUGCUAUCACUCUUAUUGCUUCAGUUGUGUUUAUGCUUCUUGUUGUUCUUGAUGCUUUGAAGCUUCCUUAAUUUCUUAAGUAAACCCUUUUAACCAGA
Messenger RNA from Arabidopsis arenosa, 598 nucleotides. The record is from the annotation of a GenBank genome assembly. Lineage: Eukaryota; Viridiplantae; Streptophyta; Magnoliopsida; Brassicales; Brassicaceae.